AUGAAGACAUUAGAUCAUGUAACUCUGGGAGAAAGCGAAAGCAUUACAAUCCCCUGUCUGUAUGACAAUCAGUAUAAAUCAAACUCAAAAUACUGGUGUAAAGGGUUUUUUUGGCGUUCUUGCCAAAUUACAGCCCAUUCAAAGACUACAGGGAGAUGGACAAUAACCGAUUAUCCAGCCCACAAUAUUUUUACUGUGGAACUCAACAAACUGACAUCCUCAGACUCUGGAUAUUACUGGUGUGCUGUGGAGAUCGGCACUCAUGCAAACCCAGAUAACAAAAAAUAUUUGUAUGUAACCGUUAAAUCAGCUCCUGAUGUGUCUGUGGUGAACAGCAGUGUAUCUGGACAUGAAGGUGGUGAUAUCAGUGUUCAGUGUUUCUACAGUUCUGGAUAUCAGUAUAAAGUUAAACAGUGGUGCAGAAUUAUAGAUCAGAGCUGUUACAAAAUGGGGAGGACUGACACAUCCCAGAAUUCAUCAGUCCAGAUCAGUGAUGAUGAUGGGGGAAGAUCCUUCACUGUGCUGAUGACUGGACUGAGACUGACUGAUUCUGGCUGGUACUUCUGCUCUGUAGGAGAUCUGCAGGUUCCUGUUCAACUUUUUGUUCAGAAGGACAAUAAACAUAAAAAUACAUCUGAAAGUGAUGAUGCUGGUCUAUUUCCCUCCAUCUGCAGAAACCAAACAGCAAGCAAUGAUACGGAGGACAGCAACUGCUCUCCUGAAGACUCUCCUGACCAGAUGGACUGGCUUUUUCUCCUCCUCUAUACUGCUGUGCCGCUGCUUCUGUUACUGAUGCUGGUUUUAGUAAUCCGGAGGCUUAUACAAAAACACAGUCAGUUCUAA
This is a messenger RNA of Onychostoma macrolepis, 843 nucleotides long. RefSeq names its product polymeric immunoglobulin receptor-like 4.2 (gene pigrl4.2). The transcript is spliced from 4 exons. Bases 1 to 843 code for a protein of 280 amino acids. The record is from RefSeq and is a predicted model, not a curated record. Lineage: Eukaryota; Metazoa; Chordata; Actinopteri; Cypriniformes; Cyprinidae.